AUGUCUUCUAGAAUCAACAUUGGAUUUAUCGGUCUUUCCUCGAAAGGAGGUUGGGCUUCGAGUGCUCAUGAAUCCUAUUUGAAAAAUUCUUCGAUCUACACUAUAAAAGCAAUUGCAAAUUCGACUAUUGAAUCUUCGAAAUCUUCAGCUGAAGCAUUUGGUGUUAAUAAAUACUAUGCAACAUCAGAAGAAUUAGCACAAGAUCCAGACAUUGAUACUGUCGUCGUAUCUGUUAAAGUUCCGCUACAUAAAUCUCUCAUCAUGCCUGCUCUCUUACAAGGCAAAAAUGUUAUCGUUGAAUGGCCUCUUGGACGAAAUCUUCAAGAAGCAGAGGAACUUACUCAAUUGGCUCGUUCAAAAGGUGUAAAAACAAUGGUAGGAUUGCAAGGACGUCAGUCUUCUGUUGUCAAGAAGAUGAAAGAGAUAAUUAGUUCUGGAAAGCUUGGCAAAAUAUUGUCUACACAUCUGUAUGCAGGAGGUAUAGCUUGGGGUGCUGCAGUAAAUGAAAGCAAUGCAUAUCUCGCUGACAUUGAAAAUGGAGCAAACAUGAUUACUAUACUUGGUGGUCAUUUAUUAGAUGCUAUGUGCUAUAUCUUGGGAGAAUUUGAAUCACUUACCGCAACAACUCAUAACGCAAGAAAAACUAUCGAACUUCUGGAUGAAAAAGGAAACAAAAUUCGUGAUAUACCACUCACAUCUCAUGAUCAGAUGAGUGUCAGUGGAGUCUUGACUUCCGGUGCAUAUGCAUCAGCUCAUUUACGUGGUGGUUCAUACAAAGGUACGAAUUUAUUGUGGGAAGUUGAAGGUACUCAUGGUGAAUUACAAGUUAGAGGACCAAAUGGACACCUGCAACUCUCUUUCCCAACACUUUACGCAAGCUUCGAUGGCGAAGAUAUGAUAGAAAUUGCAGUACAUGAUGAACAAGAUACUCAUGUCAAUGUUGGAAGAGCAUACGAUGAGUUCGCAAAAGAAGGAGGCUUAUAUCCUACUUGGGAAGAUGCUGUUAUUCGGCAUAGAAUGAUAGAGGCGAUUUAUAGGAGUGCACAAACUGGUACGAAGCAGACAUAUAAAACAACGUAUUAA
This is a messenger RNA of Rotaria sp. Silwood1, 1083 nucleotides long. NCBI's taxonomy places the organism in Eukaryota, Metazoa, Rotifera, Eurotatoria, Philodinida, Philodinidae. The record is from the annotation of a GenBank genome assembly.